AUUAUUUCCAAUACUUUUUUUUGCUAAACACGUUCAUUUAUACUCAACAUCAUGAAAUUUUCAAUUGCAUUAUGUUUAUUGAUGUUUGUUUUAAUACAACAAUGCAUGAGUGCUCACAUUCAUCACGAAAAGAAAAAUGACGAAGAUCAUAAAACUCAUAUGAGCCAUGAAAGAGGUGACCAUAAAGGCCACAAGCAUGAAGAUUGGGAUUGCCCAGACCAUAUGGAGGAAGAUCACAUUGCCCAUGAACAUGGAUUUAUUGAUCACAGAAUUCAUAAACACGAAGAUCACACUACCUAUAACCCUAGAUUAGAUUUUCAUCACUAAAGAAAAGAUCAUACGGAUCAUCAAUAAUUAUUAUUUUAUAAGCACUGCAUAGUACAACUUGGGAUAGUCAAUUACUAAAUUCAUAAUUAAUU
Messenger RNA from Diuraphis noxia (Russian wheat aphid), 419 nucleotides. RefSeq lists its product as uncharacterized. The record is from RefSeq and is a predicted model, not a curated record. Lineage: Eukaryota; Metazoa; Arthropoda; Insecta; Hemiptera; Aphididae.